Corylus avellana is the source of this 642-nucleotide messenger RNA. RefSeq names its product photosystem II subunit R (gene PSBR). The record is from RefSeq and is a predicted model, not a curated record. Lineage: Eukaryota; Viridiplantae; Streptophyta; Magnoliopsida; Fagales; Betulaceae. Gene Ontology annotation, cellular component: photosystem II oxygen evolving complex; thylakoid membrane; photosystem II. Gene Ontology annotation, biological process: photosynthesis.
UAUGGGAGGUAGGAAGGCAGUAGAAGGCAAAGGCAAAAGGCGAAGAGACAAAGCAACCUGCAAAUGGCAGCAUCAGUUAUGGCGGCUUCAGUGAGCCUGAAACCAUCUCCCUUCUCUGUUGAGAAGGCGGCAGCGAGAGGCCUCCCCUCUCUUGCAAGGGCGUCUUCUUUCAGAGUCCAGGCCAGCGGUGGCAAGAAGAUCAAGACUAGUACGCCUUAUGGAACUGGCGGUGGCAUGAAAUUGAGGGAUGGCCUUGACGCAUCCGGUAGGAAGCCAAAGGGAAAGGGUGUAUACCAAUUUGUAGACAAAUAUGGCGCUAAUGUCGAUGGGUACAGUCCUAUCUACGAUACUAAUGAUUGGUCCCCAAGUGGUGAUGUCUAUGUCGGCGGUACAACUGGGUUGGCCAUAUGGGCUGUUACCUUACUUGGCAUUCUUGCAGGAGGCGCGCUUCUUGUGUACAACACAAGUGCUUUGGCUCAGUAGAAUCCAUUGUUGUCAUCUUUGGUCUACUGUAGCCUGUACCUAGUUGUAACUCAUGAAAUGCUAGAGUCCAAUCUUAUGUCUUAUGCUUUGGCAUGGAACAUCAUUGAUGCCUGUAGUAAAUACUCUUCAAUGUGAAUUAUUCAUCAAUUACUUUUCUUC